Messenger RNA from Aspergillus steynii IBT 23096, 1490 nucleotides. It is a transcript of the gene sec17, whose product is annotated as alpha-soluble NSF attachment protein SEC17. Gene Ontology annotation, cellular component: vacuolar membrane; SNARE complex. NCBI's taxonomy places the organism in Eukaryota, Fungi, Ascomycota, Eurotiomycetes, Eurotiales, Aspergillaceae. Gene Ontology annotation, molecular function: soluble NSF attachment protein activity; syntaxin binding. The transcript has 5 exons. Gene Ontology annotation, biological process: intracellular protein transport; SNARE complex disassembly. The coding region runs from base 142 to 1020 and encodes 292 amino acids. The record is from RefSeq and is a predicted model, not a curated record.
CUCCGACAUCUACUCUCUCCACAGCUCUCUGUUCAUCCCUCCUUCCUCGCCUUCAGUCUACAUUCGUCCUCCUUUUGUCCCAAGUUGACAUCUAGUGCCGUUAUCUUACUAGCCUGCUGUGGUCGACACCGUCUAUCCACCAUGGCUCAAGACCCUCGAGUUCUCCUGCAGCGCGCCGAUAAAGCAUUGGCCGGCGCAUCUGGCGGAUUCAGCUUUUUCGGUGGCCGCGCGGAGAAGUACGAAAAUGCAGCAGAUCUCUACACCCAGGCUGCGAAUGCCUUUCGGGUGCAAAAGCAGAACAAGGAAGCCGGCCUUGCCUUCGAAAAGGCCGCCUCCAUCCAAAGCCAGAACCUGAACGAACCUGACGACGCCGCCAACUCGCUGACCGAAGCCUUCAAGGUAUACCGGAAGUCCGACCCCGAAGAUGCCACGCGGGUGCUGUCAUCCGCGAUCCAGCACUACGUAUUAAAGGGCAACCUGCGGCGCGCGGCCACACAGCAGCAGUACCUGGCGGAGGUGUAUGAAGUGGAACUCGGAGAUACCAAGAAGGCUCAGGAAGCCUACGAGAAGACGGCGGAGUGGUUUGAGAGUGAUAAUGCCGAGGCUCUGGCGAACAAGCAUUUCCUCAAGGCAGCUGAUCUGGCCGCCCUCGAGGGCGACUACUACAAGGCCAUCGAGCACUACGAGCGCAUCGGCCGCUCAUCCAUCAGCAACAACCUGAUGAAAUGGUCCGUUAAGGACUACUUCCUCAAGGCGGGUAUCUGCCACCUGGCCUCGAAUGACCUUGUCGCCACGAACCGUGCCCUCGAAAACUACCGCGACAUCGACAACACAUUCGCCUCGACGAGAGAGCACCAGCUACUGCUGGACCUGGCGCAGGCCGUCGAAGCCGGCGACCAAGAAGGAUUCGCCGACAAGCUAUUCCAAUUCGACCAGCUCAGCAAGCUGGACAAGUGGAAGACUACGCUUCUGUUGCGAAUCAAGAACAGCAUCGAGGAAGCAGGCGAGGAUUUCUCUUAGAUUUGUUGAUUGACGUUGUUCCCGUUUCUCUCUUUUUGCAUGGUAUUCGCUUUUCGUGUCUUGGUGUCGUUUGUGUCCAUUGAUGAACUCGAAAUGCCUCUGCUUAUUCUGAAUGCGCGUCUAUUUUCCAGCCACGAAGUCACAACCGACAUAAACUUGUCUUUCAACGUCUAUUCAACGAAAGCGUAAUUAACUACGAGGUCAUGCACAAGGCGUGUAGUUCAGAGGCGCUGAAUACCCCUGUCACGUGACGUCAUCGCCUGGCGGACUUUCCAAAUUGCAGGGAUUCAUUCUUGCCAAACUAUCAGACAUUGGCUUCUUGUGUCGAUCGAUCACGCCGAGUGAUAUUUCCGGGUGAUGUGCGAAGAAAACCUUGAACUCUCUAUAUCGGAGUACCCCCAGAGCGUCCAAGCAAUCACACCGUCUGUCGUAGUUCCUUAAAGCCAGAUCAAACUCAAAAGCCAUGGAGC